CUCAUAAACGUGACGUAGUUGCCGUACAGUUGACCUACCUUUUCGUUGAACGCGCGUUUGGCCGGACAAGGUUUUUACGAAUUAGCAAUCAUCGUGGAGUUUCUACUCGGAAAAGUGAGGGAUUUCCUCACGAGCACAAUGCCCCGCUCACAUCACAGACCACGAUCCACUAGCAGGUAUUCCAAUCACUACAGACACAGAAGGAGAAGGCGGACGCCUUCAAGGCAUUACUACGAUGACGAAUAUGGGUCACAUAGGUACCGGUCAAGGAGCCGGGAUCGGCGGCGAGAGCAUUCCCAAAAUUCCAUGGCUUCCCGACGGCAGCACUACUACGACCCCUACCACGAGUACGACUACAGGGAAUCCCCGCCCAGAGGGGUGGUGUACUACGAGGAUGACUACUACAUCCCCCGGGAAAGGGAAGAGCCGAGCAGCGACUGCCGCCGGAGCAGCGACUACCGCCGGAGCCGACGCCACAGGAAGCACCGCCGCCACCACUCGCACAGUAAAUCAUCAGGGAGAAGAGAAGGGAGGCGGAGUCGGAGUGCAAGGGAGGAAGGGCGGAGUCGAAGGGAGGAGGGCAAGGGUCGAGGCGUGAUCGAUGACCAGGACGGACACCUCGUGUAUCGUCCAGGGGACAUCCUGCAAGCAAGAUAUGAGGUGGUCGGGACGCUAGGAGAAGGAACGUUCGGGAAGGUGAUCGACUGCAAAGAUUUGCAUACAGUGAAUACCCAUGUAGCAUUGAAGGUCAUUAAGAACAUAGAGAAGUACACCGAAGCUGCUAAACUAGAGAUUAACGUCCUGACGAAGCUACUACACAGAGACCCAGAAGGAAAAAGCUUGUGUGUACGUAUGCUGGACUGGUUUGACUACCACGGCCACAUGUGUCUCGCCUUCGAGGUUCUGGGUCUAAGUGUCUUCGAUUUCUUGAAAGAGAAUAACUACCUCCCAUAUCCCAUGGAUCACGUCAGACACAUAUCCUAUCAGAUGUGCUACGCCGUCAAAUUUAUGCAUGAUAUGAAGCUUGCCCACACAGACCUCAAGCCAGAAAAUAUCCUCUUCGUUAAUUCAGACUACGACAUUAGGUACAACCCUUCCAAGAAACGUGACGAGAAAACAGUCAGGUGCUCAGACAUCCGUCUAAUAGACUUUGGCUCGGCGACAUUUGAGCACGAACACCACAGUACCAUUGUAUCCACAAGACACUACAGGGCAUUAGAAGUAUUACUAGAGUUGGGUUGGGAGCAGGCAUGCGAUGUGUGGAGUAUAGGAGCCAUCAUGUUUGAGUUAUACACCGGCUUUACGUUAUUCCAGACUCACGAUAACAGGGAACAUCUGGCGAUGAUGGAGAUGAUCCUUGGCCCCAUGCCGUCUUCAAUGAUCAAGAAAACAAGGAAGCAGAAGUACUUCUACCGUGGCGGCGUGGACUGGGAAAAGAACAGCUCAUCGGGGCGCUACGUCCGUGAGAACUGCAAGUCCCUGCACCACUACAUGCGCUCCUCACGCAACACCGAGGAGGUCCACUUGCUCUUCGAUCUCAUCCAGUUGAUGCUGGAGUACGACCCCUCAAAGAGGCUCACCCUCCAAGAGGCGCUAGACCACCCCUUCUUUGACGAUCUACUGGGUCACCAGAGACUACACUCGCCCCUCCGGAAAUCGCACAGCCUGAGCAGGUGACAAGAGGCAGUUGUGUAUCCAUCCAGAGUCAUAUACAUGUGAAUAUAUAUGCAUUGUGAUGGCUGUCCAGAGAUGCGGUAACUAGCUGUUGAAGAUCCAGUGGGAACGGAGUGUGAUAAGACCCCUCUGGAAAUUGCACAGCCUGAACAGGUGACAGUAGGCAGUUCUGUAUCCAUCCAGAACAUGCAUUGUGAAAAGUGUCCAGAGAUGUGACAACUAGCCGUUGUAUAUCCAGUGGGAAUGGUGUGUGUUAACAACCCCCCUCUGGAAAUUGCACAGCCUGAGCAGGUGACAGUAGGCAGUUCUGUAUCCAUCCAGAAUCAUAUGUCAAUAUGCAUUGUGAUGACUGUCCAGAGGUGUGACAACUAGCCGUUGUGUAUCCAGUGGGAAUGGUGUGAUAUAACAACCCCUCUGGAAAUCGCACAGCCUGAGCAGGACAUCAGGCAGUCACAAUGAUAUAAUCAGAGUCCUUAUAAUUAUGUGAAUGUGUGUUUAGCUGGACUUCAAAGACGUACAAAUUUGUUGAACUUAUAAAACUUGCAAUGCGCGCAAUUGCGUGUUUCCCAGUUGGCAUGGUGUGUGAUAAAUACUGUUUAAGUAAUUUUUUCAAGCCAACAGAUGUCUGUGGUAAUUGCACUGCCUGUUCAGCUAAAGUCCAGACGACCAAUUGUGCAUGUGAAACAAACGAUUGUCAAGACAUCCACAUUGCGGGCCAUCUGUAACCUACUAGACAAACUAAACAAAUUUUACCGUUGGACAGCUGAUGCCACGCACAGCUGUUUGCAGUAGUCUCAAAUUACACUUUUGAUUUUGUAGUUAUAUAAUUUAUGUUCUGUGCUUUAUAUACACGUAGCAGAAACCUUCAUCUCUAAUGUGGAUUAUUUUAUGUUGUGAUUGAUUUAAGGAAAGAGUUCCAUACCUGGACAUCACUUGACACCCUGUGCACAAAAUCCAUGAGAAUGGUCUGAAAAAUUCCAAGUGUUUUCUCAGUAAAUGCUUCAGUAUUUUCCCUGCUAAAUUUGAGUUUUUAGGAUUUGUUAUCACUUUCUAAUGGCUGAAUGGGAAAAAAUGCAGGGAAAAAAUAGUGAUGUCCAUGUAUGGAACUCUUCCCUUGUUGAAAUUCAUGGUGUCAUAUUUCACCUUUUUUUUUUUUUUUCGUCUUUUUUUCUUUUUUUUUCUUAUUUAAAAUGUUGUGGCCAGUAUUUCCUCUCACAUUUUCCUAUUUUGGUGGUGGGUGAUUAUUCAGCCAUAUUUUUCUGUUCCGUCAAAAUUGUUGCUUAUUUGUCUCAUAGUUUGUACAUAUCCUGUAUAAAAAUAGGAACAAAACUCUAAAAUUGAUGGAAUAUUACCAAAAAGGUAUUUAUCCGCCCCCCCCCCCCCAGAAAAAAAAAUUCCUCUGUACUUCCACAUUUGUAGAUUCUCUGUAUUCAGUCAACGUAUCCUGAUUGAAUCAAAGACGCCAAUUUUCAAUUUUGGUUGUACGUAAACUUCCGUGCAGGGAUUUGAAAAUGUUUUUUAAAUUGAGCAUUAUUUAAAAUAAAAUGCACAAAUAUAACUUAAUAUUUAUUGGAACACGCGAGUUCCCUCUUCUGUCCUCUAGGCAUUUACAUGCUCUCCUAAAAUAGUUACAAACUUUCUCGCAUGAAAGUGUUUAGAAUUUUCAAAGCCCUUAAAGAGGGGAAAAAAUGAAAAUUGAGAAAUUGGCGAUUAUUCCUUCUUCCAAAUUUGGUACUCGAAAAGACACCACUUCAUUUUCGAAUGCAUUGUACAUGUAGUCAUCCUUUUUUAGAUACCAGUUUAUAAAUUGUUUCACAUUAAAUUGUUUAGUUCAAAAUGCAGGGUCUAACAAAGUUUAACUUAUAAACAAUCUUGAAGUCAUUGCAAUAGUGAGCCUGUUGCUCCAAGUCUGUAUUGACAGGAUUAUGGGAGGUGUAGACAGAUAUGUGGAGAAUUUUAGUUUGUUCAUUUGAAAAUGUGUAAUGUUUAUCAUGAAAUACUUUUCUUUCUUUUUUGAAUUAUGUAAGCAUCAAUGAACUUCUGUGCAUUACACACGAAACGAAAUUCAAUUUGUCAAGAAUAAGGGAAUUUUUUUUAAGUGUAUAAAGUUGUUCAGAAAAUUAAUUUACUGGACACCCAAAGAAAAAGAAAUUCCCAAAGCUAUGUGUUUUCAGUGUUAUGCUGCCGUAUUGAGAAACUCAUUAUUUAAAUUUGCGAAAGUAAAUGUACACUUUGUAUGCAAUGCGUUCAAUGUUGAAAGAACACGGGCUGUGUACAGUAUAAAGUCAAAUUCUUUGAAAGAAAUUGACACUGACAAUAAUAAAAACGACAAUUUGAAUUUUUAAA
Molecule: messenger RNA, 4020 nt
Organism: Patiria miniata (bat star)
Lineage: Eukaryota; Metazoa; Echinodermata; Asteroidea; Valvatida; Asterinidae
Product: dual specificity protein kinase CLK2-like
Exons: 13
Coding region: 139-1677 (512 amino acids)
Biological process (GO): protein phosphorylation; regulation of RNA splicing
Cellular component (GO): nucleus
Molecular function (GO): ATP binding; protein tyrosine kinase activity
Source: RefSeq, a predicted model, not a curated record